ACACAAUCAUUUGUGAGUUCUCCUCCUCAGGCACACACACACACGCAGCAUCAUAACCAGGGUAAAAGGAUGGACGCGCACGUCCAAGUUCUGGAGAGGUUGAGGGCGACAUUUCGCUCCGGCGUCACAAAACCGGAGCAGUUUCGUCGAACGCAGCUGAACAAGCUCAAGUCCAUGAUUAAAGAAAAUGAGGAACCGAUUUUGAAUGCACUGCACAAAGACCUCGCCAAGCCAAAGUUUGAGGCCGUCCUGUCUGAGGUGGACAUGUUGAACAAUGAGCUGAUCCACGCCAUCUCCAACUUGAAACAAUGGAUGCAGCCAGAUUAUGUCGGCACUAAUCUGGCCACGAAGCUUGACGACUGUUUUGUACGGAGGGAGCCGUUAGGAGUCGUGUUAAUCAUCGGACCCUGGAACUACCCCAUUCAACUCCUCAUGGUACCCCUGGUGGCAGCCAUCGCAGCAGGAAACUGUGUGAUCAUCAAACCUUCAGAGAUCAGUGCUGCCACAGACAAUCUGAUCGCAGAGCUUCUGCCCAAGUAUCUGUCGCAGGACUGUUACGCAGUUAUUCAGGGCGGAGCAGAGGAGACCAAAGAACUCCUGAAGAAUCGCUUUGACCACAUCUUCUACACAGGUUCUCAGAAGGUGGCACAUAAAAUCCUGCAGGCGGCUUCAGUCCACUUGACCCCCGUCACCUUGGAGCUGGGCGGCAAGUGUCCUUGUAUUUUAUUUGGUAAUGUGAACGCCACAGCCGCAGCGCGCCGCUUGGUGUGGGCCAAGUUCUUUAACUCUGGCCAGAGCUGCGUGGCUCCAGACUACGUGUUGUGCUCAAAGGCCACGCGGGACGCCCUGGUGCCGGCGAUACUGGACGUCAUCAAAGAGUUCUACGGCGAGGAUCCUCAAACCUCUCCUGACCUGGCCCGCAUCGUGUCCUCGGGACACUGGACGCGUCUGAUGGAGCUGCUUGGAAAGUCCAAAGGCAAAAUUAUUGUCGGAGGGGAGAGCAACCAGGAGGACAAGUAUAUAGCUCCCACUGUGCUGGUGGACGUGGCUGAAGACGACGCUAUGAUGCAGGAGGAGAUCUUCGGCCCCAUCCUGCCCAUCCUCACCGUGGAGUCUCUCCAGGAAGGCAUCGACCUCAUGAACAGCAAAGAGAAGCCGCUGGCUCUGUACGCGUUCUCGGACGAGUCCUCUGUGGUGAACACGGUGCUGGAGAAGACCAACAGCGGAGGAUUCUGCUCCAACGACGGCAUCAUCCACAUGACCCUGCCGACCCUGCCCUUUGGAGGUGUAGGUGGGAGCGGCUGGGGCAGUUACCACGGCCGCUGGGGCUUCGAAACCUUCAGCCACCAGAGGGCGUGCAUGCUGCGCGGCUGGACCUUGGAGCGACUGAACGGCCUGCGUUACCCUCCGUACACCGAGAACAAACUGUCCUGGCUGCGCUGGACCGCCUCACCCAAGAGCUGCUCACUCAUGUGAUGAGUUUUCAAAGUUACUGUUCAAUCAUUAGUUUUUCUUGUGUCACUUUACUUGUAACUAGGAUUUCCUACAACUUCGGUGCCACUUUAUUAUACUCGUACUGUCACUGAUUGUCUUUUUUUUUUUUAUCUUUAAUGUUUUAAAAAAAGAAAGAAAUUCUUUUCUGUAUUUUCUAUACUUUUUCUAAGCAGGUUCUUAACGUCACUUUACUUUCUCAGCUCAUGUUUUCACAUUUAAAUGAAUGAAAAAAGUGCCGGGGAUUUCACUUCCUGCUCAUUCAUCUUACACAGAAGUCUUUGGGUGGUGAAGUGGAGUUUUAAGAAUAUUAAGUGUACUUCUAAUGCAUUUGUUUGUAAACCGUUUGUCUUAAUUUGAGCAGAUUGUUCUUUGUUUUUUUUUAAACUUAACUUUAAUCACAUGUAAAUAAAUUGAAAUUACAUUUGUUAUCAA
This is a messenger RNA of Solea senegalensis (Senegalese sole), 1926 nucleotides long. RefSeq names its product aldehyde dehydrogenase 3 family, member B1 (gene aldh3b1). Gene Ontology annotation, biological process: aldehyde metabolic process. The transcript is spliced from 10 exons. The coding region runs from base 70 to 1476 and encodes 468 amino acids. The record is from RefSeq and is a predicted model, not a curated record. Lineage: Eukaryota; Metazoa; Chordata; Actinopteri; Pleuronectiformes; Soleidae. Gene Ontology annotation, molecular function: aldehyde dehydrogenase (NAD+) activity. Gene Ontology annotation, cellular component: cytoplasm.